AGAAAACCAGUUUGUGCUGCUGAAUAAGGUUCUCCGAGCUGCUGGAUCAGAGGCUUGGAUUAGACUUAAAUACAAAACUUAACUGCAGUGUGUCAUUUGUGUGUUUGUGAAAGCAGACAAAGAUGGGUCAGAACACCCAGCAGCAGUUUGAAGAGCAGUUUACCGAUGUGGUCUCCAGACUGCAGUCCAAGCAGUUAUUUCAGUCAGACUGGGACAUUGCUGCUUUUGUGCUCUUCUUUACGUUCUUCGGUACGGUUCUUGUGCUGAUCAUCCURGUCCUCAUCCGCUGCUGCUGCUGCUGCUGUUGUGAUGAUGAAAAGCAGAUUCAGAGAAGGAAGGUUGGUGUAGACAACAUGAGUCUGGAGCCCUGAAGACGGGACCUGGUCUGAGCGAAGGAGUCAUCCAGCUUCUGUGCCAAAACCUGAACUGUAAUCCUGAGAUUUCCCAGCUGUGAUCCAGAAGUUYUUAUUUGCACAUUAAUAGUUGCUGACACAUGAUCUUGUUUUCUUUGUUCAAUCUCAGUACUGUUUUUAGAUAGACCUGCGUGGAUUUGUGCACAUUAUUUUUUUAGAAGGAUGUUUAUUUAAAAUGUUUUAAAUAAAAAUUUCACAAAUGA
Molecule: messenger RNA, 616 nt
Organism: Austrofundulus limnaeus
Lineage: Eukaryota; Metazoa; Chordata; Actinopteri; Cyprinodontiformes; Rivulidae
Gene: smim22
Product: small integral membrane protein 22
Exons: 3
Coding region: 123-371 (82 amino acids)
Biological process (GO): regulation of cell population proliferation
Source: RefSeq, a predicted model, not a curated record